Messenger RNA from Talaromyces amestolkiae, 1605 nucleotides. RefSeq lists its product as uncharacterized. NCBI's taxonomy places the organism in Eukaryota, Fungi, Ascomycota, Eurotiomycetes, Eurotiales, Trichocomaceae. The transcript is spliced from 2 exons. The coding region runs from base 1 to 1605 and encodes 534 amino acids. The record is from RefSeq and is a predicted model, not a curated record.
AUGGCGCUCAAAGCAGUCUACGAGCGAUUCCUCUCGACGCCAACCUCUAGCGUCCUCAGCCCCGAUGUCUCACUCAAUUACAUCACGACUACAACCUCAAUCACGGGCAGCGAACAGGUCAUCAAGCAUCUGAGCAACCAGGAGAGAGCAGUUAAGAAAAAGGGAGACAAAAUCCUCAGCAUUGUCGAGACCCCGGAUACUGUUGUCCUGGACGUGGAGACUACACUGGAGUUUGUGACUGGGGGCGGGGCUUAUCUGUCUUCGUUGGACGAUAAUUUCCUGGCCGACCGCGUGGUGACUUUUCCGACGAUUCACAUUGUCCGCUUUAAUUCGCAAACCCAGAUCCAACAGGUUAGAAUCUACUGGGAUCAGGGCUCGCUCCUGAAACAAGUCGAAGUCAUCGGUUCUCGAGGAAAGAACUGGCCUAUUCGCGAUGCCAAGGACCAGUCGAAACUGAUUGUCAACGUAGCAACUGCGCAGGGUAUUACCACACCUCCAUCCCAAGAGCAGGUCCCCGUUGCAGUUGCAGCAAUUGGAAAAGCGCGUGGUUCGUCCAGGCCUCCUUCACGCGCUCCCAGCGAUAUCUUCCCUGGUAGCGACGACGCUGAGAACGAGUCCACUCCACGGGCACGCGAUAGCAUCAUUUCGCCGCGCGCUGGUUCUACGAAACAUUUCCGCCCUGUCCGUGUGUUUGGUGGUGAAGACGACGACGAAUACGCCACUACAAGUCCUAUCAAGCCCAAGAUUGGCUCCAACAAGGGAUUCCAGCCCGUGCGCGUAUUUGACGUUGAGCAAGAUGACACCGAAGCCGCUCAGCAGCCACGAGCCGGAUCAACCAAGAACUUCCAGCCCAUUCGCGUCUUCGACCUAGGUGAAGAUGGUGCCGAGCCCGAAAAGGAGCGUCAAUACAAGACCCAUCCUCAAAAAUUCAACCAUUUCGAGAUAGGCGCCGAAGCCAAUGCUGCCCGCGAAGUCAAGGAUACUCCGGCGGUUCGCUCACGACCCAUGUCUCAAUGGGACUUUGAGGGUUUCUAUACACCCGAGAAACCGCGUCAAAAGCUUCGUGCGCAGGACGUCCGUCAUUUCGGUUGGAGUGACAAUGAAGAAGAGAACAUCGAAACGCCUCCAGUCCGUCCACGAGUCGUCCAACCACGCCGUGACGCAGAGACUCAUUUUCUUCUCGACGAGACGGACGAUGAGAACAACAAGCCUGCACCGCUUCACCCAGGCAAGCGCGUGAUUGGGUCAUUUGGCAACAAAGGUCAAACUUUGUACGACAACAACGUAUACGACGAAGAGCGCAAUCCGACCCCCAAGCAACCCCUCGGCACUGUCGUCAACAACAUCCAUCGUCGGAAGGAUUUUGAUUCCCACUGGGAGGUUCGUGAUCCAACUGCAUCGGAUAUUGCGGCUGCAUCUGCAGAGGAGAAUAUUGGUAGCAGACCCGUGAGCAGCGACCGCGUCAAGGCUGUCAAGAUGAUGGAAUCUUCGUGGGAUAACUUUGAUGAGAAUGAUGAUGAGGCGAAGAAUAAGACCACUACCGCGUUGCCGAAGAGGGCUAGUCGGGCUGUUAACCAGCCUAGUUGGUCUCUUGGAGAUGAGUGA